Ostrea edulis (European flat oyster) is the source of this 6536-nucleotide messenger RNA. RefSeq names its product DNA topoisomerase 2-binding protein 1-A-like. NCBI's taxonomy places the organism in Eukaryota, Metazoa, Mollusca, Bivalvia, Ostreida, Ostreidae. Gene Ontology annotation, biological process: DNA replication initiation; mitotic DNA replication checkpoint signaling; mitotic G2 DNA damage checkpoint signaling. Bases 405 to 5330 code for a protein of 1641 amino acids. The transcript has 39 exons. The record is from RefSeq and is a predicted model, not a curated record.
AUACCCAACUUAAAAAUAAUGGCGGGUAUCGGGGAAUUCCACCGUCAUGAUUUUUCAUGCUGUUGCAAAUUUAUUGUAAAAAGUUGGUGAAACAGGUGGAUCUAACAGGGUUGUUAAACUUGAUUGUGCUUCAUAUGCGAAAUUCGGGGAGAAAAUUACAGUGGUGAGGAAAUUUUUUAUUGUGUUGGAGUCUCACAGUUAAAUUAUAAUGUUCAUGAUAUCUAAAUUGAGAUACAGCUGUCACUGUUUUCAGAAAGUGUACCGUUUUAAAUCCACUAACGUGCAAAUUGUGGAAUUCUGUAUUGAAUAGCAUUGUUUUGAUUUGCAGCCAAAGGUUUGUAUGAAGAAAUUAUCAGUCUUUAGAUAGUGAUUUCAGAUGAAAUGAUUGUGACUCGGUAGGAACGAUGGGAGAAGACGAAUUCCGGGUUCGCUGUAUUAUCUCAGAUGAGGAAGAUGGACAAGAGAAGGCAUCUGAGACCAUGAAACAAGCUCACAAGAGCCUGAUCGAGGAAGGAUUCAGUGUCUGUUGGAUCAGGGACUCCGACUGCUUAAAGAUUGACCGAAAAGAGAAAAAUUGUGUUUAUCUCUACGAUCCAUUUGGCGGCAAAUCUUUCAACCACAUCAAAAAUUUGGGGUGCAGAAUAUUUGGACCACUCUGCAUUUUGUCUUCACUUGAGUACAAACUUGAUAUUCCCAAGAGGAACGUUCCUGUCUACAACCUGGCCAUGAAGGAUGUUGUUAUUUGCUGCACCAAUCUCGUUAAACAGAGAAGGAACGAAAUACAUGACAAGGUAGAGGCCAUGGGAGGCACUGUUAGCCGGGAUCUAACGAAUAACGUCACACACCUCAUUGCGGGGGAGGUCGGCAGCAAAAAAUACCAGGUGGCAGCUACCACUGGCAAACAUAUUUACCUCCCUUGUUGGGUGGACAGAGUAUGGGAAGCCUCUCAGAGCAGGCACAUCCACGGCAGUAGUAGUCAGUUUCUGGAGUACUCCUGUCCAAUUUUUAAGGGACUGGUCAUCACAGUGUCUGGUCUGGACUCGGAGGAAAGGAAUCAGGUCAAAAAAGCCGUGGAAGCUGAAGGAGGUAAAUAUACAGGAGAAAUGAAGGUCAACGAGUGCACGCAUCUGAUCAUCAACAAGCCCAAAGGCGCUAAAUACGAGUUUGCGAAGAAAUGGAAGAUUCACAUAGUGAAAUCUGAUUGGUUGUAUGACUCCAUCGAGAAGGGGUACUGCUUAGAAGAGCGACAGUUUAGUUUGACUGAUGAUAUGGAUGAUAAAUCCGAGGUCAAAACAUCGACCCCAGAGAAGGAAAAUGGAUGUAGAGUUGAUCGAAAUUCCACAUUGGCUGACAUCAGCUGUAUAUCAAACGUAUCAAUGAUCCAGAGGACACAUCUAAAUGAAACAUCGAGCACCACUCAGAACAGGAAGUCAACAGAUGAGUUUGAGACGACCUUGGAAUCCAUUGAUCUCUCCAAAUCUUCAUCAGAUCUCUUCCUAGAUGGCUGUAAGAUAUAUUUGAGUGGUUUCAGAGGAGUUGCUUUGGAGAAAUUGAGAAAAGUCAUAAAUGCGGGGGGAGCCACAAGGUUGAACACCCUCAGUGAGAAUGUCACUCACGUGAUAGUAGGCGAGAGGAUUGAGAAAGAUCUCGAGAUGCUGAGAAGAGCCACUUACAGGCCGCAUGUUUUGACCCCGGUCUGGAUGGCUGAGUGUUUCAGACAAGGCUUUACGGUCAGCGAGGACCCCUACAGACUUUCUGAAUUCCCGACCAUGGAUCCACAGUCUCCCCAGGGGAAGAGAAAACUGUCGGAGGUGAAGAAUAAGGAGCCUCAGGAAGAGAGGCCGGUUGAAAAGCCAGGGGCACCGGACGGAGAUGAUGAUGAAUUCUCUGACAUUAUGAGCCAAUAUCUUCUUCAAGCUGAUCAGGGUCCCGCUCCAUCAGGGGAGAGAACUGUGAUAGACACGGCAGCAGUCCCUACAGAGAAGGGCGCGACACAGGAACCUCAAGCAACUCCUGAAGAAGAGGAGGGUCCUAUAUUUAACAAAAAGGUUUUCAUGUUCUUUGGGUUUGAAGAGGAACAUGAGGGAGAGCUUAUAGACUACAUUGUGGAAAAGGGAGGGACAGUAUCCAAGGCAACCAGCCGUGUGAUACCUGACUACGGGGUGGUGCCCAUCAAUGGAUUUCCUGUAGACCGAACAGUUCAAGAGAUUGUCACCAAUGCCUGGGUGCAAAUAUGUUUGGAGCAGGACAGACUAUUAGAUGUGUCCAGUAAUGUGUUAUUUUCUCCCAUGGACAUCAAGAUGGACGCUGCCCCCCUCACAGGUUGCGUGCUCUCUGUCAGUGGCUUUGCUGGGACAGAGAGGGAUUGUCUGAUGCAUAUCGCUGAGCUUCUCGGUGCUGAAUGCCAAGAAUAUUUUGUACGCAAGGCCAGUAAGGAUUUGAAAGCCAGUACUCACCUGGUUGUCAAGGAAGCAGAAGGUUCUAAAUACCAGGCAGCCAAAAAAUGGAACAUUCCAGCCAUCUCUAGGAGGUGGAUAUUUAAAUGUGCCAAAUCUGGAAAAAGAGAAGCAGAGAACAAUUUCUUGAUAGAAAAUGAACUUACAGAUUCUCAGAAUCUCACCACAAGUGUUCAAAUACCCAUCAUUACAAACGCUCAAAUCAAACAAUCUGACAGCAGCCAGAUAAACCAAUCUAGCCACAAAAACCAAAAGGUAGACUGUGAAAAAGUAGAGAGUCCAGAGGAGAUGGAGUGUGACAAAUGGACAGGUGCCCCUGAUGACAAGGGGCACCUGCUGUUAAAUUCAAGUGAUAAACCUGACAAUAAUGACAAAGAAAUGAAGAAAGAGGAGGAAAAUUCAAAAGGUGGUGGAUCUAAGGAAAAACCAGAAACGUGGGAGUCUGGCAUGGAGACAAAUCAGGAUGAUCUGUUAAUGUUAGGGAUGGAUACAGGUGAAAACAGCAGGCAGGGAUCACUGAGGGGUGGAGAAAGAAAAGAAUCUCCAGAAAAAACAGAUAUACCAGAGAGUCAGAAAGAGAACAUGGCUGGGGUGAAGACCCCCAAUUUGACUAAUCAGAGAGUCAAGGAGUUGAAGACAGAUGAAAGGGAGAUAAAUCCACGAAACACGUCACGACGAGAAAGCUUGAAUGAGUCUACUGGGUCGUUAGAUCUGGAAAAGUCCUUCCACCCCCGAUUUGAUUUUUCCGAUGUACUGAAGAACCUGGAAACGCCCGAGGGUCAGAAAGGAAAACAAAGAAAAGUUGGCCGCAGGAAGUCCAGUCUGCCAUUUGAUGAAUUGUUUGAGGAGGCCAUUCAUGCAGCUGCCAAAUUCACCACAGAGUACAAAACCAUGGCGACCGCGGACGAAGUGGACGGGGUCUGUGACAGGGCUAAUGACAAUUUGGUGCGCCCAUUGAAAGGAGUGAUAAUCUAUGUGAGUAAGAAAUUAAGUGGGCAGCAGGCAGAGCUGAAUGACCUAGUGGCAGAACUGGGAGGGGAUUAUAAAUGGCAGUAUGACACAUCCUGCACACACUUCAUAUUCCAGGGGAAAACGAAUGACACGACCAAAGAAUUCCGAAUAGCUAGAGAACAGAAGAAGAUCAUCGUGUCCCCGCUCUGGCUUCGCUUGUGUAAAGAACAAAAUGUGAGAGUAGACGAAUCUCUGUUUCCACAUAGCUACAAUCCCAAUAUGACGCUGUCGGUGGUAAGGAAAGCAACUCCAGGUCGGAGUUCUCCAGUGAAAUCAAUAGCCACUCGAAGCACGCCCCAGAGAGGGACAAGAAGGUCAACCCGGGCCAGCUCCAGUAAACAGUCGGAGGGUAUCGAGACUGACGACCUGCCGAAACCGACCAGUCCAACAUCAUUACCCACUGUCACAGACUCCAAACUGAACAAAAGGAGCGGGGCCACAACGCCAGAACCCAGUGAUAAACAACAACGAAUGUCACCCGACAGUGAAGCUAUUGGUGCAGGCACAGAUGCUGUCACAGAGGAGCCAAUAGAGAUGGCAGGUACCCUUGACUACAGAGAAGAACUGGCCAAACAAUUAAAAGAGGACAUGGCAGUAACAAAAAUAAAGAAAACACAGGGAAGAAGAAAAAGUAGGAAAUUUAACUGUAGUGGUCAGAUGAACAUGUCUGGGGAUGGGUCUAGUAAUGAUAGUGGGGCACAGAGUCGCUCAGGGUCAAGGGCAGGUCGCUGGAGUAUGACUGAUGACCAAAAAGACGCCCAGAAGUCAGAGGCCCCAGCAAAGGAGAGCUCCCUUCCGGAGUCUUCUCAGACAGUCCAUGUGAUGUGGGAUGACCCGACCGGGCGACUGGAGCAGGAGAAACUCGCCCACAAACUGCAGCGGGCAUGUAGCCCCACCCAGGACGUCCACAACGUACAGGAGAUGAUGGAUGCUCAGUUCUCUGAUGUUGAGGAGGAGCACCCUGUGCCACAACUGCCAGAGAAUGAACCAGACAGAAGGUUGUCUUCACCCCCAGCACCUCCUGUUGCUUUCCACAGACAGUCUGAGCCAUCUGUUCCUUCUCCCCAGCCGGUUACUAUAGUACACGAUGUGAAGGAGGACCGUAAAUCAGCCCCGCCCAUCUUCAUACUGUCAGGGAUGUCACAGGAGGAAAGAGAUGAUUAUGGAGUUUUGGUAGAGAAUCUCGGGGGCAGGAUGUUGGACGGUCAGAACUUUGACCCCUCCUGUACUCAUUUGGUUAUUGGUGUCCCAGCUCGAAAUGAAAAGUUCCUGGCCUGUGUAGCUUCUGGGAAAUGGGUCUUGCACAAGUCUUAUUUCGAGGCUUGUCGACAAGAGGGCAAGUUUGUACAGGAAGAUUUCUACGAGUGGGGUGGGGAGGGAACAGCUAGUCUGCUGGAGAAGAUGAACCCCGCCGUCAGGAAACUGUGUGAGGCCGCUCACAGUUGGAGGCUAAAAAUCAACUCUGCUUCACAGUCCUGUGUGGGAGCAUUCAGCGACUGGAAAGUUUUGCUGUGUACGGAUCGGAAGAAAGAAGACAACUUCCGCAGACUUCUAGAGGCAGGGGGAGCCACUGUUAACAACGUCAAACCUCCGUUUUCUAAAUCGGUGUCUGCUAGCCACGCGUUUAUGGAACUGAACAAGGUCGAGAUGUCAGAGGAUGACAUUGGGCUCCUGGUAAAGUUGGGGGUCAUUUGUGUUAAACCAGACUUCAUUGCGGCCCACCUGACCAACAAUCCGGCCCCCAAUCCCGAUGAUUACUGCCCUUCAGAGGUCAAGACACUGUUACAAAGCAAGCAAUGCGCACGCAGGACCAAGACAUUGCCCGGAAGUUGCUUUCUUUACGUCACGAGAUGCAUGCACUGAAGCUACAGUGGAGCUGUGAUGAACACAAGGAGAUGUUGGAGGACGCUCAGUGGGACCUGGAGGAAAUGCACGAACUUCAGGACAUUUGUGACACGCCCCUAGACAGCAUGCAACCCCACCCACUCAAACAAAUAGGCGUGACCAAAAUGAACCUCAACACCCGGAGAUUCUCUAUUCUAUAAAGUGUUCUACAAUCGUAUUUAUUCCACGGGCUUAAAAUGUACGGUGAUCUAUCGAAUCUUGCACAUGUACGCUCGCUAUAUGUGAAACACGACAGUGCGAGGGUGAUAGAGGAAAUGUCACGUUUUACGGCAAAUGUCACGGUAAUCGGCAACGAGGUAUUCUACUGUCGGUAACAGUGUCCACGUAUUAGACAAAUUCAUUAAAUACAUGUAAAAUAUAUGAUUUUCUUCGUUACAAUUUGUAUCACACGGAGAAUUACCGGUAGCAUGGAUCAUUAAAAAGAUUCAUGUAUUUCGCUUUGGUGGUGUCGGUAACAGUGGUGCACUGUCGUACAGUAAAUACUUACAAGUUGUUGGCUUUACUGCGUGUUAUGCAUUUCCACCUAGCAUCUUUAUUUUCAAAAAGACAGUACUGUACGCAAUUGUUGGUAAUAUAAAAAUUGUCUGUGAUUUUGUCAAUUUAGAAAUCUGUGAUUGUACAUUAGUCCGUUCAUAACACCCAAAUGGCAUAUACAUUGUAAUUAUAUUGAUCCAAGAAUUAUUCUCUGUUAUUUAAUCAAGAGAAUGAACAAGAUGUAGGUAAAACAAUUAUUUAUGAUACUGUAAACUUUGUUGGCAUUUAUUUUUGUCAACCUGCCGUAAAGGUGUUGCUAGUUGUUGAUGCCUUUAAUAAAUUUCAAUCGAUUGAAAUAGACAGCUACAUGUCACAACAUUUCAAUAAAAAAUCUCAAAUGUUUCCUGAAUGAUAACUAUUGCGAUUAUGAUAACGGUAAUACUUAGCAGUCUAUAUUCUGAAAUCUGGAACAGCAACCACAUUUCUGUAUGAUGUAAGAUUCUUGAAAGCUGUGUUGCCAUUUUCUUCUUCUUCAAAUAACUCCUGUCAAAUAUUAAGAUGUUGAAUCUGUGAAGAUUAGAAAACUGAACAAAAUAAAUGUUUUUAUUUAAUAUGUUCAUUCUUGCAGAAUUAUGCAAUAAUUAUCAGAUUGCUGACGGACGAAGAGAAGGAAAUAAAACCAAAAACUUG